Paralichthys olivaceus (Japanese flounder) is the source of this 1789-nucleotide messenger RNA. Its product is annotated as trypsin-3. The record is from RefSeq and is a predicted model, not a curated record. Lineage: Eukaryota; Metazoa; Chordata; Actinopteri; Pleuronectiformes; Paralichthyidae. Gene Ontology annotation, biological process: proteolysis. Gene Ontology annotation, molecular function: serine-type endopeptidase activity.
UCUGCUGCUCCCUUUGUCUCACCAUGGAGCUGCCAUCUUUACUGCUUUGUAUACUGUUGGAGUUCCUGGCUGUAAAUUGUCUAGACCCGGCAGAGGAGCGCAUAGUGGGAGGAUACGCACCAGUUCCACAUUCAAUCAAGUACAUUGUGUCGAUACAGACCACAGACCGUCAGCACAUCUGCGGGGGCUCCUUGAUAAACAAGUACUGGGUGGUCACCGCGGCGCACUGUAACAUCGGGGUGGACAAAAUGAUGGUAGUAGCAGGAGACUACUCUCUGAGCAUCUAUGAGGGCACAGAGCAGGAGAUCCUGCCCCAUCAUCUGGUGCCCUACCCUGAGUACAACCCCAUCACCAACAACAACGACAUUAUGCUUAUUAAGCUGAGGGCUCCGAUCUACCUGAACAGCUACGUCUCCAUCGCUCUGCUGCCCAGGCAGGAUGCCUCCAUGGCGGAGGGCCGAAUGUGUCGAGUGUCAGGUUGGGGAUACACCAGCUCCAGCGGAGGCCAGAUCCCAUCAACCCUCCGCACAGUCAAACUCCCCAUCGUCUCCACAGAGAAAUGCAACAGCACUGGGUCCUUUAACGGCACCAUCACAGAAAACAUGCUCUGUGCUGGUUACAGCACUGGUGGAAAAGAUGCCUGUAAGGGGGACUCUGGGGGUCCACUUGUGUGUGAAGGGCGGCUCUACGGCGUGGUGUCCUGGGGGAAAGGUUGUGCCGAGGCCCUGUUUCCUGGAGUCUACACUGCCGUGUCCAAGUACCGCAGGUGGAUAGACAACACCAUCUUCAGCUACUACGGCAGGUGUAACAACGAUUAGGACGCAAGAUAAAGACAAAUCACUCAGCAGAGACUGGAGGUUCUGGAUUUUGAAUCAUCCUGCUUUGAAUUGAUAUGUGUCGUAUGUUCUCUUCAUCGUUUGUGCACGUUUGAUUUUAUGUUCAUGCGUUGAAGGAAUUGUUCAAACAUUUUGGGAAACACAAUAAUUCACUUUUCGGGCUAAGAGAUAAAUGAGAAGGUUUGGCUCACUCGAUCAGCUAGCAGAGGUUUAGUGUAGCUUAGCAUAAAUUCAAAAAACAGCUAAUAAGAUCUGCAUGCUAGCAACUCUAGAAUAUGCUAAUUCAAUAACAACAUGCAAUUUGUUUUUUACUUUAAAACCCAAAGUGGCGACUUGACCAAAAAUGACAUCCAGAUUGGGAGUAUUUCGGCUUCACUUUUGUACAAUUUACUUAAAAACAUAGAUUUAUGACACAACAGGGUUACACUGGUGCUAAGCUAAGCUAACUCUCCAUCUUCAUGUUGGACGGGCAGAAAGUGGAAACAACUUUCUCGUCUUCUCUUCGGCCAGAGAGGUGAAAAUGCAAAUUUCCCGGUAUGUCAAAUGAUUCCUUUAGGUUCACAAGCUUGAAUUUUUAUCGUUUCCUGUUUGUUAAUCUGUUUAAAACGUUUCGAAAACAAAACAUGAUAUAAUCCACAUACCACAUUACCACAACAUCCAGACAGAGGUGCCAUAUUGCUGCUUCAAGUGCUCACAAUCAGAGCACUCACAAAGAACCAGGUCCAACUGGUGCUACCACUGCAAAUCAUAUGAGUCCAGUCCAGUCCAGUCCAGUACAGAAACUCAGUGCAGCUUAUAAGAAUUAUUAAUAUUAGACUGAAAUGAGGAGAAAAUAAACCAACAUCUAUUUUGAUAAACUGCAACAAAUUUAAAAAAAGACGGUUUUGGAUUCUACAACAUUAAGAUUUGAUGAUUUUUAUUUUCCUUUGUUAUUUAAAACUUACCACAAAGGU